Molecule: messenger RNA, 4453 nt
Organism: Coregonus clupeaformis (lake whitefish)
Lineage: Eukaryota; Metazoa; Chordata; Actinopteri; Salmoniformes; Salmonidae
Product: signal transducer and activator of transcription 3
Exons: 23
Coding region: 201-2600 (799 amino acids)
Biological process (GO): response to peptide hormone; leptin-mediated signaling pathway; regulation of cell population proliferation
Molecular function (GO): DNA-binding transcription factor activity, RNA polymerase II-specific; RNA polymerase II cis-regulatory region sequence-specific DNA binding
Source: RefSeq, a predicted model, not a curated record
UACAGUACUGCAAUAUUGAAGUAGGCUGACGUUACUCUAUUUGCGAUUGUUAGAAAUACAGUUUGGUUGAAAGUUUUCUCGGUUUUCCUGUACAAUAAGACAUUUCGUUCUGGUGGUUUCAUGCUGGUGGCUGGCUACGAUUUGACGGGCUCAUUUUUCUGACACACUUUCCCGAGGACAGUAGGGGUUGUGGAGGCAUCAUGGCCCAGUGGAACCAGUUGCAGCAGCUGGAGACCAGGUAUCUGGAGCAGCUGUACCACCUGUACAGCGACAGCUUCCCCAUGGAGCUCCGGCAGUUCCUCGCCCCCUGGAUCGAGAGCCAGGACUGGGCGUACGCAGCGAACAAGGAGUCCCACGCCACGCUGGUGUUCCACAACCUGCUGGGGGAGAUUGACCAGCAGUACAGCCGCUUCCUGCAGGAGAACAACGUGCUCUACCAGCACAACCUGCGUCGCAUUAAGCAGCACCUGCAGUCCAAGUACCUGGAGAAACCCAUGGAGAUCGCCCGCAUUGUAGCCCGCUGCCUCUGGGAAGAGCAGAGGCUGCUGCAGACCGCCACCACUGCCGCACAGGACGGAACGGCAUCUCACCCUUCUGGCACUGUGGUGACGGAGAAACAACAGAUCCUGGAGCACAACCUGCAGGACAUCAGGAAGAGGGUUCAGGAUAUGGAACAAAAGAUGAAGAUGCUUGAGAAUCUCCAGGAUGAUUUUGACUUCAACUACAAGACCCUUAAAAGUCAGGGUGAUAACCCACCCAACUCCUCUCCUAUUUGCUCAGAGUUGUCCCAGGACAUGAAUGGGAACAGCCAGGCGGCAGCAACCAGGCAGAAGAUGUCUCAGCUGGAACAGAUGCUGAGUGCUCUGGACCAGCUCAGGAGGCAAAUUGUGACAGAGAUGGCGGGGCUGCUGUCAGCCAUGGACUUUGUCCAGAAGAACCUGACCGAUGACGAGCUGGCUGACUGGAAGAGGAGGCAGCAGAUUGCCUGCAUCGGAGGACCACCCAACAUCUGCCUGGACCGCCUGGAGACAUGGAUUACGUCCCUGGCUGAGUCUCAGCUGCAGAUCCGCCAGCAGAUCAAGAAGCUGGAGGAGCUCCAGCAGAAGGUGUCCUAUAAGGGAGACCCAAUCAUCCAGCACCGGCCCGCUCUGGAGGAGAAGAUAGUGGACUUGUUCAGGAACCUCAUGAAGAGUGCGUUCGUGGUGGAGAGGCAGCCUUGUAUGCCCAUGCAUCCAGACCGACCACUGGUCAUCAAGACAGGUGUGCAGUUCACCAACAAAGUCAGAUUACUGGUGAAGUUUCCAGAAUUGAAUUACCAGCUGAAGAUCAAAGUUAUUAUUGACAAGGAAUCUGGGGACGUGGCUGCUAUUCGAGGGUCCAGAAAGUUCAACAUCCUUGGUACCAACACCAAGGUGAUGAACAUGGAGGAGUCCAACAAUGGCAGUCUGUCAGCAGAGUUCAAACACCUGACCCUGAGGGAACAGAGGUGUGGCAAUGGUGGCAGGACCAACAGUGAUGCCUCCCUGAUCGUCACAGAGGAGCUCCAUCUAAUCACCUUUGAGACAGAGGUCUACCACCAGGGCCUGAAGAUCGACCUGGAGACCCAUUCUCUACCAGUGGUGGUCAUCUCCAACAUCUGCCAGAUGCCCAACGCCUGGGCCUCCAUCCUGUGGUACAACAUGCUGACUAACCACCCCAAGAACGUGAACUUCUUCACCAAGCCUCCGGUGGGGACGUGGGAUCAGGUAGCGGAGGUGCUGAGCUGGCAGUUCUCCUCCACCACUAAGAGAGGCCUGACCAUCGAGCAGCUCACCACCCUGGCUGAGAAACUACUUGGGCCGUGUGUGAACUACUCUGGAUGCCAGAUCACCUGGGCCAAGUUCUGCAAAGAGAACAUGGCGGGUAAAGGCUUCUCUUUCUGGGUUUGGCUGGACAACAUCAUUGACCUAGUUAAGAAGUACAUCCUGGCUUUGUGGAAUGAAGGGUAUAUUCUGGGUUUCAUCAGUAAGGAGAGGGAGAGGGCCAUCCUGAGCCCUAAGCCUCCUGGCACCUUCCUGCUGCGCUUCAGUGAGAGCAGUAAGGAGGGAGGCAUCACCUUCACCUGGGUGGAGAAGGACAUCAGUGGGAAGACUCAGAUCCAAUCGGUGGAGCCUUACACCAAGCAGCAGCUCAACAGCAUGUCCUUUGCAGAGAUCAUUAUGGGAUACAAGAUCAUGGACGCCACCAAUAUCCUGGUGUCUCCGCUGGUCUACCUCUUCCCAGAGAUUCCCAAGGAGGACGCCUUUGGGAAGUACUGCCGACCGGAAGCUGCUCCAGAGGCUGAACUCGGAGACCCAUGUAGUACCAUUCAACCAUACUUAAAGACAAAGUUCAUCUGUGUAACCCCGUGCCCUUCCGUGUUCAUGGACUUUCCGGACAGCGAGCUGCUUGGGAACGGGAUAUUCCCUGGCACCAACUCUGGUAACACCAGUGACCUGUUUCCCAUGUCCCCUCGCACCCUGGAUUCUCUGAUGCACAACGAGGCUGAGACCAACCCUGGCCCACUGGAUUCCCUCACUCUGGACAUGGAGUUGAGUACUGAUGCGGCGUCACCCAUGUGAAGACAUGAAUGAACCAGACUAAUUUUAAAUAUUUUAACUCCCCGUUUUCUUAAAAAUAAAUAUCAUCCACAGGUACCUCUGUCCCAUAUUGUGAAAGGGAACAAGACACAUUACAUUUAGCCACAUGUUUUGUUCUUUACCUUUCACCUAACACACCAACAGCGUCAUUGCGCAAAAUGGUACGCAGCAUCAUCUGGAUAUGUGUGCAACAAAAGUUCAACGUUAACCUUCUGCUACCAUUUCUGUCAAGCCAUCUACGCAUACAGUUUGAUGCAUACGUUAGAUAAAGGCAAAUGCAGCGUUCCAUUGGAAAUGAAUGUACUUCUGGUGUACCAAAAUGCAAUGGCGCUAUCGGUGUGAUCGAGGCGUUAGUAUCAAUGUUUUGAAAAGCCACGUCUCCCUCCCUGUGGGUGUUUCACAAAGUACCUUGUAUUUAAAUUGUGUAUUUUAAUACAAAAUUAUAUUUUUGUUUCCUUGAAUUUCUUAAAAUGGUUUUGAUCUCAACCUUCAUUUUUGAACCAGCGCUUUUGUUUUUAUAAGAAUGUCUGAAGAGGAAGAUUGCUAUCUAGCUUUUCAAAGAUAAUAAGUUAUUCUUUGUUAGCUUGAAAGUUCUAGCUUUUCAAAGAUAAUAAGUUAUUCUUUGUUAGCUUCAUAGUUCUCAAUUACCUAUUCUAUGAUAACCUUUUUGGUAGUCCGUCCGUCUGUCUCCCAUUAAAUUCUCUAUUGAAGGGGACACCUGUAUCUUUAUGUUCCUUUGUAUUUGAUUGAGAAAUAUCCUGGUCCAUUCUUUCCGGUUGUAUCUUAUUCCUUUUUUUUUUUUUUUUUUAAUCUAUAAUCUCACUGUAACACAAUGAGUCAGUAAUAUGAUGUGUUUCUAAAAACCAAGGAGAUAAGAACCAAGGUGACUGGAGUGAAUUUGUUAAUUGAACAUUCAUUUAUAAAGGUCAUUUAUGUGAAUGGCGCUGGUUUUCGUUUUGGGUGUCUGAAAUGGCGUUGAUAAUGACAGGAUAUUUCCCUGACCUUCUCUGCUGUCUCCUGUCUCAGCCUCGGAUCAGCCCCGCUCUCAGCAGGCAGCAGCAUGUCUCAGUUGAAGGGAAAAUACUGAUUCUUCCCUGGAUUGUAGAGCACGUUGACGUUUGUCUUGAAUCUUGCCCUGAGCAAUUUCCGCUAGCUGGGCCAGCUGCAAUGUCAAAAUUGGCGAUAUCGUAAAAAAAUAGUUUUCCUUAAUUUAGGGUUAGGCAUUGGGUUAGAAGUGUGGAUUAGGGUUAGGUUUAAAAUCAGAUUUUAUGACUUUGUGGCUGUGCCAGCUAGUGACCACUCUGCAGAGCUGUCUAUAGGACAACAUUCAUGACAUAUGCCAACCUGCGACUGUAGAUAGAAAUGUACAUUAUUCUCUGGGGUUUUUAAUUCAUACACACCCCCUUCGUCCUUUAUAGUUUGUCAUAAUGUGAAUAGCAGUUGUUGUUUUCAUUGAUCCAUAAAAAUAGAAUUAUCAUUGCCACAGUACUGCACUAGUCUGUGCCGUAAUGGUUUAUGUAGUGCCUAUCUCAUAUCGUAUUAAUGAUUUAUUUUAAGCGAACACUUCUUGAAUGUGUUGACCUUGACCUUGUUUUUUUUGUUAUUUACAUAAUGUUAGUAUCAGUUUCUAAUGAUAUUUCACUUUUCUGUUUGAUUGUAUAUGGGUAUGAUAUGAUACCACACUUGUCCAUCGCUUCAUGACUUAAGUGCUCAGUUGAAUCUGUAAUUGAGUUCACUCUGUAGAUGUUAUUUGAAAAAAGCUAUCUGUAUAUUAUGCUGUAACUAAUCUUAUAUUUGUUUAAAAAUCAUAAAAACAAAAAAAAUAUUAUCCCUCA